Molecule: messenger RNA, 930 nt
Organism: Brassica rapa (field mustard)
Lineage: Eukaryota; Viridiplantae; Streptophyta; Magnoliopsida; Brassicales; Brassicaceae
Product: protein CURVATURE THYLAKOID 1B, chloroplastic
Cellular component (GO): chloroplast thylakoid membrane; thylakoid
Source: RefSeq, a predicted model, not a curated record
GUGCUCACAGAGAAACCAUCUCCACCACAAGCAAACUCUCAGACACUUGUUCUCCACUAAUCUCAAGUCAAUAAUAAUCACAAUCACUAAUUGCUUCUCAUCAACAACAUUGUCUGGCUUCUGUGAUUCGAGCAGCUGAGCCAUGGCUUCACUCUCAGUCUCUGCCUCCUCGACGAUCAUCGACUCAAGAGCUCCUCCUCCUUCUUCUCGACAAGCCUCCUCCUCUUCUCCUUCUUGUAUCUCCCUUCCCACGCUUCCUCCUCAGCCGGCUCAGUCUCAGACACGCGCCGCGAAAGCCACUGCUUACUGUCGGAAGAUUGUCAGGAACGUUUUGACGAGAGCUGCGGAUGUUGAAGUUGCUGCCACUACUCAAGUUGAAGCUCCUGCCACCAAUACCGAAGCUGCGAGUACAGAGUUACCUGAUAUUGUCAAAACCGUUCAAGAAGCUUGGGACAAAGUGGAGGAUAAGUAUGCAGUUAGUUCUCUCGCAGUUUCUGGUUUUGUGGCUCUUUGGGGAACUGCUGGUGUGAUCUCGGCAAUCGACAGGCUUCCGUUGGUUCCUGGUGUUCUUGAAGUUGUUGGUAUUGGUUACACAGGGUGGUUUGCUUACAAGAACCUGAUAUUCAAGCCAGACAGGGAGACUCUAAUUCAGAAGGUGAAGGACACGUACAGAGACAUAAUAGGGAGCAACUGAACCAGGGGAUGAAGAAGAAGAAGAGCCUUUUAGAGGGGCCAUUCAUGAAUUGAAUGAAUCUAACACAGCCCACAUCCUUCAUUCAAUCUUCCCUUCUCGUAACUAAAUAAUUAUACAUCCUCUUUGUCUCGGGUGUCGUUUUAGCUCAAAAUAUAUCAUACAUCCAUCUAUGUCAGUGUUGUAAAUUCCUCAAGACUAUAUAUAUGAGAGAUGUUUGUUACAUUCUUACAAAGGUU